Penicillium chermesinum is the source of this 510-nucleotide messenger RNA. RefSeq names its product GNAT family N-acetyltransferase. The coding region runs from base 1 to 510 and encodes 169 amino acids. The transcript has a single exon. NCBI's taxonomy places the organism in Eukaryota, Fungi, Ascomycota, Eurotiomycetes, Eurotiales, Aspergillaceae. The record is from RefSeq and is a predicted model, not a curated record. Gene Ontology annotation, molecular function: N-acetyltransferase activity.
AUGGGAGGAACUGAAACUGAACCCCACUACACACUGCGGACGCACCGCACCGGCGACAUGGGCUGGAUCACCUACCGCCAUGGAGUGCUUUAUAACGCUGAGCACGGAUGGGGCGAGCGUUUCGAAGCCCUUGUCGCCGAGGUCACGGUUGAUUUCAUCAAGAAUCUGGAUACGAGUUGCGAACGAUGCUGGAUUGCAGACCGAGAAGGCGAGUUCCUCGGGUGUGUCAUGCUCGUGAAAGACCGCUCCGCUGAUCAAAACACAGCGAAGAUUCGGCUGCUCUUGGUCGAGCCCAGUGCGAGGGGCCUCGGACUUGGACGGGUUCUUGUCAAACAGUGCGUGCAGUUUGCACGCGAAGCGGGAUAUUCUCGAGUUGUGCUGUGGACGCAGAGUACGCUGACUGCUGCGCGGCGGAUAUAUAAGAGCGAGGGAUUCGAGCUGGUCAAGGCCGAGGAGCAUGAUACUUUUGGGAUCAAAAUGUUGGGAGAGCUUUGGGAGCUGGCUUUCUAA